Messenger RNA from Hyaloperonospora brassicae, 477 nucleotides. The record is from the annotation of a GenBank genome assembly. Lineage: Eukaryota; Oomycota; Peronosporomycetes; Peronosporales; Peronosporaceae.
AUGUCGGACGUUGUCGUUCCGUCCUUCUUCCCCACGCCCAGUGAACUUGCAGGCGGUCUGCGAUGGGUCCAACAACAUCCCGUCGUUGCGACAGCAGCAGCAGCAGCAGCGGCCACUGCAGUGAGUGUGCUGAGCUACUUGAAAGCAGCGACGAGCGACGACGACGACGACGUCGUCGAUCGGACACGCGCUGACCUGAGCCCGUGCAAUCGCCAUAUGAACAGCAGCAACAGAUUGGACAAAGGCGAGGAGGUCUGCAGUAGCACCGAGAGCGACACGUCGACGCCGUCACGAGAUCGCAGCCUGAGCCCGUGUUCCCUCAGUUUUGGCCAGUUAGGGACUGUCGACGAGACUGGAGCAGGUGUCGAGUACAGUGACCAGGAGCACGCGUUGCACGCGACGAGAGACGGGGGAGGGAUCGCGUCGCCCCAGUGGGGGUGGUACGUUUCCACGACGCCACCCGAAGACCAUUACUAG